This is a messenger RNA of Entelurus aequoreus (snake pipefish), 357 nucleotides long. Its product is annotated as protein ImpA-like. Gene Ontology annotation, molecular function: DNA binding. The record is from RefSeq and is a predicted model, not a curated record. Gene Ontology annotation, biological process: regulation of DNA-templated transcription. The transcript has a single exon. NCBI's taxonomy places the organism in Eukaryota, Metazoa, Chordata, Actinopteri, Syngnathiformes, Syngnathidae. The coding region runs from base 1 to 357 and encodes 118 amino acids.
AUGGGAUUUUCAUCACCUGCAGCGGACUAUCUGCAGAAACCUCUGACGCUGGACAACCACCUUAUCCAUCGCCCGGCAGCCACGUUUUUCAUGACUGCAGCAGGGCAUUCCAUGACGGAGGCAGGGAUUACAGACGGUGCGAUCCUGGUUGUGGAUCGCAGCCUGAAACCGGUGGAUGGUGAUAUUGUUGUGAUCAUUCUGGAUGGCGAGCACAGGGUUCGACGGAUCCGGUUCAGGAAUAACCGGGUCUACCUGCAGGCCAAUGCCGAUGUAAAAGUGAUACGUGUGAACCCUGAGCAGGACUUUGAAAUCUGGGGCGUAGUGUCUUCUGCUGUUAACCAGUACCGCAGGAAUUAG